This is a messenger RNA of Salvia miltiorrhiza (redroot sage), 1084 nucleotides long. RefSeq names its product zinc finger protein CONSTANS-LIKE 2-like. The transcript is spliced from 2 exons. Gene Ontology annotation, molecular function: zinc ion binding. The record is from RefSeq and is a predicted model, not a curated record. NCBI's taxonomy places the organism in Eukaryota, Viridiplantae, Streptophyta, Magnoliopsida, Lamiales, Lamiaceae. Bases 234 to 878 code for a protein of 214 amino acids.
CAUGUUUGCCUUUAACCAAUAAAGAACUGUUUCUACUUCCAUACUUUCUUCUUCUUCUUCCUUCUCUCCUCUCUCUAUUUCUCUCACAUCAGUUACCACUUUCUCUCUCAUCACUCCGCAACCGGAAAAUUCUCUUCUCCUUUCCUCCCUUGGAUAUCUGGAAUCGUAUUCCUCCCUAUCUCUUCAUCUCCAGCGAAAAUCAGUGAUUUCUUCUCCAGAAAUCGAGAGGAGCGAUGAGGAGGUGUGAGUUGUGCAAAGCGAAGGCGCGGAUGUACUGCGCGUCGGAUCGGGCGAGCUUGUGCUGGGACUGCGACGCCGCCGUGCACUCCGCCAACUUCCUCGUGGCGCGGCAUUCGAGGAACCUGCUCUGCGACGUCUGCCAGUCGCCGACGCCGUGGAGCGCCUCAGGCGGCAAGCUCGGCCCCACCGUCUCCGUCUGCGAGCAAUGCGCCGGUCAGGAGAUGUGCGAGGACAGCGGCGGCGGAGAAUCGGAGUCGGAGGAGGAGGAGCUGGCCGAGGAGGAGGAGAAUCAGGUCGUCCCCUGGUCUCCGCCGCCGCCGGCCGAGAGCUACUCCAGCGACGAUGAGGCGGUUGACGGUCAAGACGUCGUCGUUUCGCGGAAGUUGUUGAGAAUUGAGGCGGAUCGCAGCUGCGCGUCAUCUCGUCUGAAUAUCGGUGCUCCUCCGCCUUACGCGGCGGCGGUUGCGACGUCUCGAAGUAAAACGGCGCCGCUCCAUAUGACUGAUUCGGGUCGGGCUAAUGCGUGUGGAUCGGGGAUUUUGGAUUCGCUGCGGAGGCUCCACCGCGAAGAAACGGGUUCGGGUCAGGAAAUGGCGGAAUUCUAUGAUUAUUCUGGACCGUCAGAUCUGAAUUUCUAGGCGUUGUUUUUGGCCGUUGAGAUUUGGAUGUGUAUCAUUUACUGACAAAACUAGCUAAUCCGGAUUUUUAUUAAUCUGGGAUUUGUGAUUAGAUAUGAGAUUUGGGGUUAGGGUUAGGAUUAAAUCGAGUUUAUACGAAUUCAUUGAUGUUUGUUUGUAGGAUUUUUACUUUUCUUUUCAAAAUUAUCGGCCGAGAAUUUGGUUUC